AGUCGCGACGGCCCGGCCCCGAUCCGGCUUCGUUCACCGCGGCGCCGCGGGGACAGCGGGACGGAGCGAACGCGAGGUUCCUCGUGCCAUGUCCAUGUCGCCGAAGAGCACAGACACACCACGGAGUGUGAAGAGCGCGCGGACGCCGAAGUUCACCGAGGACUCUGCGCGCUGGCUUUCAGCGGAGCUACGGCAGGAGCGUCAAGCGAUGCAGGCCAUGCUGUUGGCUCGGCAUGAGGCUCUUCUCCGACGGCUCGUGCAGGAUGAGUUCGAGCCCAAGCCCGAAGCCCUCAUCAACGAAGUGCCCAAGUCUUUGGGCCCGGUUCAUGCCAGCCGCAAAGCAGGCUGCAGCGUCUCAGGCACAGCUGGCACAUCCACUGAGCAAGUGCAGGCGAUCGAGUUAGUUUCAGGCCCUGACAGUGCUGGAGAAGCCCCACCAGGUGCCCCUGCUCUUGCUCAGGACCCGUCCGAGGAUGUGAUUCCCAGCCCCACAUUGACCAAAGCGAAUAGCAGCCGGUCGCAGAUGUCCAAGUCAUCGACCAAGAAAACCACCAGGUCGCUCAUCUAUGGGGAUCGACAUCCGGACAAGGGGCUCUUUCACAUCGAUCGCUCCUCCAUGCGGAAUUUUGUGAAAGGUCCAUUUUUCGAGACGUCCUUUGCGAUUUUGAUUCUGAUCAACACGAUUUUCAUGGCCCUUGAAUACCAAUUCAAUGGGCUCUUAGUUGGCCUUGAGAUCAACUACCCUUACAUGGACAGUGUGACUUCAAAACAUUGGCCCUGGGCCCGGGAUACCUUCGAGGCUUCGGAGUGGUUUUUUGGGCUCGCCUUUUCCUGCGAGCUGGUGAUGAAGUUAGCUGGGCUCAAAUGCGACUUCUUCAAGGAUUGUUGGAACUACUUGGAUCUUCUGAUCGUGAUGUUCUGGAUCAUUGAUGUCCUCCCCUUGGAUCCUAUGUUGAUUCGUGUAUUUCGUUUGGCCAAGCUGCUGCGGUUGAUCAAGUUGGCGAAAUCCAUCAAAUCAUUUGAUUCGCUGUACUUGCUCACUGCAUCCAUUGCCAGUAGCGCUUCGGCGUUACUUUGGUCCGGUGCCUUGAUUUGUAUCGUGCAACUCUCCGUGGCCUUGAUUCUUAGUACCUUCUUGCUACCCUACUGCACGGAUCUGUCAAACCCUCCUGAGGACCGCAUGGAGGUCUAUCGUUACUUUGGCACCUUCUCGAGAUCGAUGUUGUCCAUGUUCGAGUUGACCCUGGGGAAUUGGGUGCCCAUCUCAAGAAUACUCUCGGAAAAGGUCUCAGAAUGGUACACCAUUUUCACGCUGGCGUUCCAAGUCGUUCUUGGCUUUGCAGUGAUUAAAGUGAUUACGGGAGUUUUCCUGACCGAAACGAUGAAAGUCGCUUCCAUGGAUGAUAGCAUUAUGUUGAAAAGCAAGGAGAGAGCAGUGAGGCUCCACAAGGAGAAAAUGGGUCGCUUGUUUGAACAUGCAGAUUUGGACUCUAAUGGCUGCAUUGACUGCGUUGAAUUCCAUCAGCUCUUGCAGGAUAAGGAGGUUCGUCAAUGGUUGUCGUCGAUGGAGCUCGAUAUUUGGACCGAGCAAGACGGUGAUGCCUUGUUCACCAUGAUCGACGACGGUGAUGGCUUGGUCACCUUGGAUGAGCUGGUGAAGGGCGUGGCCAGGUUGAAGGGCCAGGCACGCAACGUGGAUCUAGCUUUGAUGAACAAGAGGCUCUUGGAGUUGAAACAGGAUUUGCUGGACAUGCAGCAGAGGCAGUUUGAACGUCUUUUCGUCUAUGCUGAGGACGUGGGCCAAGUCGACACGGAGAAGCGCUCCAUUUGAGGUUUUUCACACCGGACAGCACUUCAAGGUGAAGAGUUGCGUUGAAGACCGUUGUAAGUUGGGUGUUGAACCGUCUACGUUCCUAUACGCCCGCUGCAUGAUCCGCAUAGAAUGCGCUGCGCGCCAAAACGUGGAGACCUCAUUCACGGCUGCGCAGUAGAGGUGCACUGGAACUGUCAGAGAAGGGGGAA
This is a messenger RNA of Durusdinium trenchii, 2022 nucleotides long. NCBI's taxonomy places the organism in Eukaryota, Dinophyceae, Suessiales, Symbiodiniaceae. The record is from the annotation of a GenBank genome assembly.